AUGUCUUCCACCGAAGCGACCCCCGAUGCGCCCAAAAAGCAGAUCCUGCUGAACGCGUUCGACAUGUCCACCGUCGGCCACCUGUCGCCCGGGCAGUGGAAGAACCCCACGGACCGGUCGGGGACGAAGCGCACGCUGAAGUAUUGGACGGACCUGGCCCAGUUGCUGGAGCGCGGGGGCAUCACGGCCUUGUUCCUGGCGGAUACCUAUGGGGGGUAUGAUACGUACGAGGGGAGUCUGGACGAAUGUAUCCGACGGGCGGCGCAGUGGCCGAUGACGGAUCCGACGAUUCCCAUCUCCGCCAUGGCGGCGGUGACCAAGAACCUCGCCUUCGGCAUCACGGCCUCCACCUCCUUCGAGCCGCCCUUCCUCCUCGCGAAGCGCUUCUCCACCCUGGACCACUUGACCAACGGGCGCAUCGGCUGGAACAUCGUGACCUCGUGGAAGAAAGCGGCCUUCAAGGCCAUCGGGAUCGACACGCCCAUCGAGCACGACGAGCGCUACGCCCAGGCCGACGAGUACCUGCGCGUGCUAUACAAACUCUGGGAAUCCUCCUGGUCCCCGACCGCGCUAUCCCCCAACCCGGCGGAAGACAGCUACAUCGACCCGACGCAAGUGCGCACCAUCCACCACCAGGGCAAAUACUUCCAGCUGUCGACGCGACACAUCGUGGACCCGUCCCCGCAGCGCACGCCCUUCCUCUUCCAGGCGGGCACCUCGACGGCGGGCUCGCAGUUCGCCGCCACGCACGCGGAGGCCAUCUUCGUGUCGGCGCACGCGCCCAGCGUCCUGCGCCCGAAGAUCGCGGCCAUCCGCGCGCAGGCCGCGGCGCAGGGGCGCGACCCCGCGUCCCUCAAGUUCUUCGGGACGUUCACGCCGAUCCUCGGGCGCACGGAGGCCGAGGCCCGGGCCAAGCUGGCCGAGGCGCAGCGGUACGCGUCGACGGUCGGCGGGCUGGUGCUGUUCAGCGGGUGGACCGGGGUGGACAUCUCGAAGAUCCCGAUCGAUCAGGACAUCACGGCCGCGGACAGCACGGAGGCGCACAAGGUGCGCAGCAUGCUGGAUGCGUUCACGACGACCAGCCCCGAGGUGCCGCGGUGGACGCCGCGGGUCGUGGCCCAGAAGGCCGCCAUCGGCGGGUUGGGCCCCGUCGCCGUCGGGGAUCCCGGUCAGGUGGCGGAUGAGAUGGAGCGCUGGGUGCGCGAGGCCGAUCUCGAUGGCUUCAAUGUCGCGUAUGUCACGACGCCGGGCACGUUCGAGGAUGUCGUCGAGUUGUUGGUGCCCGAGCUGCGGCGGCGCGGGCUGUAUCCGGAUUCUCCGGUGGAACAGGAAGGGGUGACGAUGCGGGAGAAGGUGUAUGGGGUCGGGCAGAGGGAGUUACGCGAGGAUCAUCCGGGGAGUCGGUAUAAGUACCAUGUUUAUGUUGAGGAUGGAGAUGGGGAUGGGGAUGAGGAUAAGGAAGGGGAGGGGAGGGAGGGGGAAAAGCAGCAGCAGCAGCAGCAGUAAGUGACGGGUGAGUGCAGUCGCUACUGCUACUGUGCGGAGUACGGAUACUGCUCCGUGUAUCUGGGUAAAGCAAAGACAAUGUAGAUGCUGUUCACAUGUUAUGACCCAAGAACUAUAGCCUCAAGAAACUAUAACCACAACACAAAUAGACCACUUAGGUUAGUAAGUAGUAGUCUUCCG
Messenger RNA from Aspergillus japonicus CBS 114.51, 1686 nucleotides. Its product is annotated as xenobiotic compound monooxygenase, DszA family. The transcript is spliced from 3 exons. Bases 1 to 1506 code for a protein of 501 amino acids. NCBI's taxonomy places the organism in Eukaryota, Fungi, Ascomycota, Eurotiomycetes, Eurotiales, Aspergillaceae. The record is from RefSeq and is a predicted model, not a curated record. Gene Ontology annotation, molecular function: monooxygenase activity; oxidoreductase activity, acting on paired donors, with incorporation or reduction of molecular oxygen.